ACCAACUGUUGUUACAACACAUCAAGAUGAUCAGAAUCAACCUUGUUUGGAUGUUAGUCAGUCAAAUCUUCCUGAUUCACACUGAAGAAGUUCCUUUGCAAAUUCCACUGACCGCAGCUCAACUCGGAGAGUCUGUAUCUCUUCCAUGUUUCUUCUCAGAGACAAUUGAUUAUUUCCAAUGGCUGUACUGGUUCAAGCAAACUGCUGGUCAAAUGCCCCAAGUUGUGGCAACUCUAGAAAAGAGAAAAUCAGCUGAUUUUGUUCUUAAUGGAGAGUUUAACGACAUACGUUUCACAAUGGAGAAAGUAAAAGUUGGAUAUCUUCUCAUCAUCAACAAUAUCAGCAGAUCAGAUGAGGCAGCAUACUUCUGUGGAAUAGGAUCAUUGUAUGAGAUGAAGUUUAGAAAUGGAACAUUUUUGGCUGUAAAAGGUGUCAGUCAGAAAAGGUCUGACUAUCAGACAGUGGAACAGCAGCCAGUGUCUGACCCAGUCCAUCCAGGACACUCUGUGACUCUACAGUGUACAGUACUCUCUGAGACCUGUACAGGAGAACACAGUGUGUACUGGUUCAGAGCCGGAUCAGGAGAAUCCCAUCCAGGAGUGAUUUACUCCCCUGGGAACAGGAGUGAUGAGUGUGAGAAGAGCCCUGAGACUCCCUCUCCUACACAGAGCUGUGUUUACAGCCUCUCCAAGAACAACCUCAGUCUCUCUGAUGCUGGGACUUACUACUGUGCUGUGGCCACAUGUGGGGAGAUCCUGUUUGGCAACGGAACAAACCUAAAUAUUGAAAGAUCGCUGGAACAUGUAGUCAUUGGACUGGGAGUGACAUCAGUUUUCUGUGUGUUUGUGAUCAUUAUCCUCGUCUUCACCAGAAAUACAAAGCCAAUUUGUGAACAUUAUAAAGUGAGUGUUGCACAGCAUAUUGGACAUGACAACACAACCACCGAACGUGAUCAGGAUAAAGAUGGAGUUAUGUUGAAUUAUGCUGCAUUGCAUUUCUCUGAGAGCAAAACUAAAAGAGGAAGAAAGAAGAGAGAGACACCACAGGAGAGUGUGUACUCUGAUGUCAGGCACUCAGACUGGGACUGAAUGUUGCUUAUGUGCAGAGGAAUGGAUGUAGUUUGGUCAAGAAACUCUUGCUAAUAUAGAUGUAUAUAAUGUAUUCAGACAGUCAUGACAUUUGAUACACUAUAAUAUAUCAUAGAAUAAGCUUGUUCUUCUAGGAGUGUUAUCUGUCAGAGCACCACUGUUGUGGAACGGCUUGUCCUGUGAGGUAGAGGGCCAGAAACCAUUGAGGUCUUUAAAUCAUGCAGGAAAAUGUAUCUUUUUAGCGUGGCCUUUAAUCUUAAUCUUAAUCUGUGAUUGUAUUGUUAUUUUAGACUUCUUUAGUGAUUCUAUGUUCUUCUCUUGUAUCAUAUCUCUUGUAUCUUAGCCUUUUGUUUAGACAUACUGUUUAACUGUGAGCCAACUCAGUGGCCUUGUGUUUAUUGUCCACCGUGAGAUUAGAAGGUUGAGGGUUCGAUCCCCGGUCCAGUCACUCCAAUUACUCUAAAAAUAGGAACGAAUGCCUCUCUACUUGGUACUCAGUAUAAAGGAGAUGGAUUGGGUUAAGUGUCCUAUCCAGGAGGUGUACUUGUACAUCAAGCUGCCUUCCACUAUUAAAUAUUUAACCUAUGAGCCGAUCUGGCUCGGACAAGGAUUACUUACUUAGCUAUUUUUCUACAGUACAUUUUGUUGCAAUUUAAAGGUAUUUCAAUUUUUUGUUGAUCAUCCCCCAUUUGAAGUAAUUUUUCUCUAUUUGCAAUAAUGCAUAAUUGUAUUAUGGUUCUAUUUUUUAUUGUUUUAAUAUAUUUGCCUAAAUGUAUGAUUGCUGUGGUAUUUACUGUAACCCAUGAAACAAACAAUAAGAUAGCAUGACUUCUUAAACAUUGUAUUUAAUGUAGGUUAAUUACGUUCUACAGUAUUUCUUGAGUUCCAACAGCAUGAUUAUAGCUAUAAUGUACCAGCAUGUACCAGUACGGCUGUGUAGAAUCAUCAAACCACUUUAUCAUUAAACAUUGUCUGAUUCAUCACAUUAUAUAAAAU
Salmo salar (Atlantic salmon) is the source of this 2084-nucleotide messenger RNA. NCBI's taxonomy places the organism in Eukaryota, Metazoa, Chordata, Actinopteri, Salmoniformes, Salmonidae. The record is from RefSeq and is a predicted model, not a curated record.